UCGCCCCAGCUCACAGCUCGCUCCCUCCGCCUCUCCCUCCUAUCUGCAUAGAAAUGAAAGAGCCCUAAUCUUGGCCCGCGGUAAUAACCAUCGUGAUCAUCACUCAAACCCAUGCUUGCGGUGCCGCUCCACGCGCGAUCACCGGCAGCACAGCGCAGAUCAAAGAAUCCAAGCGCGAUCGCUGUGGCGCGGCUAGAGAUCCCUGACCAGGAAAAACCCCCUUAGGAUAGAAAUUUUAGGGUUCUUCAAAAUUUUUACUCCAGGUCUCGCGGAGCGAUGGAUGUCUGAGGUGAGCUGACUCGGGCAGCUAGUGAUUCCAAGCAAUGCGAUGCCAGUAGAGGUGGGGAAUGGAUGCCGUGGCGGAGGGGCUAUGGAUCUUGGCGGACAGGUUUGAGCAGAGUGGAAAUAUUUCGCAGGCGGUCAAAUGCUUGGAGGCGAUUUGCCAGAGCCGCAGCCCUUUCCUGCCGAUUGUGGAGGUCAAGACGCGGCUCCAGCUCGCUACUGUGCUCCUCAACUACACAGACAAUCUACUGCACGCUAAGAAUCAUCUGGAACGAGCGCAACUACUGUUGAAGCAAAUACCUUCGUGCUUUGAGCUCAAAUGCCGAGCAUACAGUCUACUCAGUCGGUGCUAUCAUCUCGUGGGGACGAUCGGUCCCCAGAAGCAAGUUCUCAAGAAAGGAUUGGAUCUGGCUGUUACUGGUGAUGGAUUGUCACCAUUGUUAUGGGUAUGCAACUUCAACUUACAGCUUGCCAAUGCCUUGACGAUAGAGGGCGAUUUUCCUAAUGUCAUCCGAGCCUUGGAAGCCGGGCUCGUGUAUGCUUCGAAAGCUCAGUUUCCGCAGCUCCAGCUACUGUUUGCAGUAUCAAUGCUUCACGUUCAUCUUAUGGAAAGCGACAAUCUAACCGCUCUGCAGCAAACUGUGAGCCUUUGCGACCAGCUUUGGGAUCAACUUCCUCACCAAACGAGGGAGCUGCAUCCCGGACUACACGUCUACAACCAGCUGCUUCAUGUCUUCUACUUUCUGCGUGUAUGCGAUUACAAGGCAGCCUCCCAUCACGUCGAGCUUUUGGAUGCGGCACUGUCUAGCAAGUAUGAAACAGCCCGAUUACAGUUGCUAGCUCCCGAAGAGAAACAAGCGUGCAUGUCGACACUAGAAAUGCAGGAUCAUGACUUACAGAAGGAGAUGAAAAUCCUGCAAGGGCAGCUGAAAGAACAGGGCAUCCACGAGCAAAAGAGGAAUGAGUUGGUUGGAUUCUAUCACGAGUUGGACCGUCAGCUAGAGGGACUCAAAGAUCAGGAACGCUUCUACAAGUAUCUCUUUUACGGCAACGCGUGGAAGCAGGAGAGCAAACUGCCACUGGGUGUUUUUCCACUCGAUGGUGAGUGGCUGCCAACAGGUGCUGUGCUGAUUUUGGUGGACUUGAUGGCUGUGACAUGCGCUCGUCCAAAAGGCAUGUUUAAAGAAACGACGAAGCGCCUUCAAUCUGGUUUAAGUAUCGUUAACGGAGAACUUGGAAAGCUGGGAAUCACAUCAUCUACUCAAGAAACUCAUUUACCGCACUGGAGCAUAUGGAUGGCCGGCGUAUAUCUUGUGCUCCAGUUCCAGCUUCUAGAGAACAAAAUCCUGAUUGACCUGACACGAACCGAAUUUAUGGACGCUCAAAAGGCUUUGAUGGAGGUGCUGGAUCUCUACUUUCGAUUUCCAACGAUUCUUCAAGGUUGUGAAAGCUCAAUUCACAUGCUCUUGGGCCACUACGCACAUUCUGUUGGCUGCUUUCAGGAGGGAGCUCUGCAUUUCAUCGAAGCUGCUAAGCUUACUGAGAGUAAAGCCUUGAAAGCCUUAUGCCAUGUUUAUUCGGCUAUAUCUCUUAUCUGCUUGGGUGACGCCGACUCGUGUUCCCAGGCUCUUGACUUAAUAGGACCUGUCUAUAGAUCCAUGGAUUCUUUCAUUGGAGUUCGAGAGAAGACGCUAGUGCUCUUCGCAUCAGGUCUUCUGCAAAUGAAGCAACAUAACCCGCAAGAAGCACGGACACGGCUUGCUAAUGGACUAAAACUAACUCACAAACAACUCGGCAACCAUCAACUGGUUUCCCAAUACCUUACUGUGCUCGGAAGCCUGGCCCUUGCUAUCCAUGACACCUCGCAGGCCUUGGACAUCCUCAAAUCGUCGUUUACACUGGCGAAGGCUCUUCACGAUGUUUCAGGACAGAUUGGUGUCCUAACGGAAUUAACCGCUUUGUACAGGGAACUUGGCGAAGGUGCAAAGCUCCAAGAAAACUUCCAAUUCGAGGAACGCAAAGUGGAGGAGCUCGCACGGCAUAUCCAGACUGCUGUGUCGUCGAGCCACCACAUGUAUCUUUUAAAGCACGGUCUGAACCAGGAAACUUAGGACUCAUUCACUCGACUGAUCGACUCCUCUUUUGUUUUUCGUAUCCCCCCAUGCGAGAUAAACCGAAAGGUUGUACACAAGUUCUUACAAAACCUUCUAUGCUCGCGGCUUUGGUU
Selaginella moellendorffii is the source of this 2509-nucleotide messenger RNA. Its product is annotated as sister chromatid cohesion protein SCC4. NCBI's taxonomy places the organism in Eukaryota, Viridiplantae, Streptophyta, Lycopodiopsida, Selaginellales, Selaginellaceae. Gene Ontology annotation, biological process: maintenance of mitotic sister chromatid cohesion; mitotic sister chromatid cohesion. The record is from RefSeq and is a predicted model, not a curated record. Gene Ontology annotation, cellular component: SMC loading complex; chromatin. The transcript has 13 exons. Bases 348 to 2393 code for a protein of 681 amino acids. Gene Ontology annotation, molecular function: protein binding; double-stranded DNA binding.